Messenger RNA from Protopterus annectens (West African lungfish), 791 nucleotides. RefSeq names its product probable ribosome biogenesis protein RLP24. The transcript has a single exon. NCBI's taxonomy places the organism in Eukaryota, Metazoa, Chordata, Ceratodontiformes, Protopteridae. The record is from RefSeq and is a predicted model, not a curated record. Gene Ontology annotation, cellular component: nucleolus. Bases 35 to 529 code for a protein of 164 amino acids. Gene Ontology annotation, biological process: ribosomal large subunit biogenesis.
UAGUAUAAACAGCUCUGCACUAAUUUAGGCAACCAUGCGUAUUGAAAAGUGUUAUUUUUGUUCGGGACCCAUCUACCCCGGGCAUGGCAUGAUGUUUGUGCGUAACGACUGUAAGGUUUUCAGGUUCUGUAAAUCAAAAUGCCACAAAAACUUUAAGAAGAAACGCAAUCCAAGAAAGGUCAGAUGGAAGAAGGCCUUCAAAAAAGCAGCUGGUAAAGAAUUGACAGUGGAUAACUCAUUUGAGUUUGAAAAACGAAGGAACAUACCAGUCAAAUAUAACAGAGAAUUAUGGAGCCAGACAGUCACUGCUAUGAAGAGGGUGGAGGAGAUCAAACAGAAACACCAAGCAAGAUUCAUCAUGAACAGGUUGAAGAAGGGCAAACAGCUGCAGAAGGAGCAAGAUGUCAAAGAAGUCAAACAGAAUAUUCACCUUAUCCGGGCUCCGCAUGCAGGUACCUCGAAGAAACUGGAAGAGAAAAUGGUGCAGAAGUUGCACGAAGAUGUGGAGACGGGAGUAGAUGCUGUGUGACACUGUUGGACUUUAUUUAUAACCAGUGGACUAGAGCAUUAGACAGUGUACUUGAAGAAUUGGUUGGCAGGUUGCUGAGAUCUAUGUUUUCAUUUUUGUGAAACAAACCUGCCCGACUAGGACUUCUGCUGUUUCUGGUCAACAUGCUUGUGAAGCUUGGCAGUCUUUACAAACCGCAUAUUCCAUUUGAGUCUGCUGUUGAGCUGAAUUUUUUUUUAUCAUAAAAAUACUUCCAUUGGAUGCAGCAUUGCCUAUUUUUGUG